Messenger RNA from Lytechinus variegatus (green sea urchin), 2298 nucleotides. Its product is annotated as RING finger protein 207-like. Gene Ontology annotation, cellular component: nucleoplasm; chromatin. The transcript is spliced from 2 exons. Gene Ontology annotation, molecular function: ubiquitin-protein transferase activity; zinc ion binding. Gene Ontology annotation, biological process: positive regulation of DNA-templated transcription. Bases 49 to 2031 code for a protein of 660 amino acids. NCBI's taxonomy places the organism in Eukaryota, Metazoa, Echinodermata, Echinoidea, Temnopleuroida, Toxopneustidae. The record is from RefSeq and is a predicted model, not a curated record.
GAUAGACAUUGAGGAAUUUAGAUCUCGUGUUUGUAAAUUAAUUUAGCGAUGGCUGAGAAAACAUCAAGCUCUUCACCGAACCUGAUAUGUCCAUUAUGCCUUGAUAUAUUUGUCGAGGCGACAAUCCUGACUUCAUGUGGACACACAUUUUGUAGGCGAUGCCUCAAGAAAUACGAUCUAACCCACCAGGACCUUGAUCACAUGGUCUGUCCUCUCUGCAGGGAGACCACCAAGUUGUCCGCCAACCGUGUCGAUGAUCUCCGCCUCAAUGUCUCCAUCAACGGAUGCGUAGACGAUUACCACGCCAAGUGUGGAGGGAUGAACGCUGUCCUCGAGAUGCGACCAAAAUGUUCUGGUUGCAAGCUUCAAGGAGAUGCUGUCUCAUUCUGCAGAACCUGUAAUAACUACAUAUGUGAUAAAUGUUUGCAAUGUCAUCAAUAUCUGUCAGUCUUUGAAGAUCAUGAGAUGGUAUCCAUGGAUGAUGUCAUCGAAGGGAAGGUCAGCAUUGGUCAUUUAUUCGAGAAGUGUUCCAUCCACAAACAAGAAAACAAAGAUAUGUUUUGUGAGGAUUGUAAGGUCCAUGACUGUCACAAGUGUGUACUUGUUGGUCAUAAAGCUCAUGAAAUCAAGAACCAGGUUGACUUUGAGCAGGAGUUGCGACGGAAGGUGACAGACCUUGCUCAGCGAUGUGCCGACAAGAAAGCAGAGCUGGAGAAAAACAUUCAGAACAUAGAAAUACAACGUCAUGAGGUAAACACUGCUGUACAGGCACUACUAGAUGAUGUCAAGAAAACCUACAGCAUCAAGGCCAAGGAGCUGGAAGAAAAUCUCCGAAAUCUCACCGAGCAAAUACAUGCAUUAAAGCAUAGUUUUGAUGACGACCUCAACAUCUUGAAGUCAAAAGAUCGUCAGAGGAUCAAGAGUAUUUGUAGUUCAAUUACUUUGGUAGAUAAUGACAGACUGGGUCAUCUUGAGACAGACACUCUAUCUGCUCAUAUCUUGCUCUGUGAGGAGCUGGAUGCCAUGCUGAAGGAGGUUACUGAUCACACUUCUGCGGAAGCUAUUAAGAAGAAAGCACAGGAGAAGAGGUUCAAACCAGCAGACGAUACUCGUCUUGACCUCGGGAGCAUCUCAGAAUAUACCGAUCAUUCAUCUACGGCAACCUUUAAGAAGAAAGCACAGGAGAAGAGGUUCAAAGCAGCAGACGACACUCGUCUUGACCUCGGGAGCAUCUCAGGAUCAGAUCCCAAGAUGGAAGUCAUUCAGUGUGUUGAUCUACGGACAUCGAUGCACGGUAUGGCACGCUACUCCCAUAGCACAGUCGCUAUCGGGUAUGGGUGGAAUGCACAAGGUAUUGAUAUCAUUGAUUCAAAUGGUGGAAAGCAGCGAUAUAGUAACAUAUUAGCCUUGAAUGAAAUGAAUUGUUAUGAUCUGAUUUUGCAACGGGACGGGACGUUAUACGUGUCGACUAAUUUUGGAGAAGCAUACAUCUACUCUCCCCUUGGCUCUUGGAAAGUAACAAUCGACGUGAGAAACAGAAGUUUUCUCAGAGUUAACAGAAGACCAUCAGAUGAAAUCAUCAUUACUACCUAUGGAAAACAAGUCUAUAUCUAUGACCAGACAGGAUCCACUCUUAAACACAUUGUUCAAACCAAGCACGAUACGGAGCAGGCAUCUAUCACCGGGACGGGUUUGAUCGUAACGAGUUCAUGUGAUGCCAAUCCAAGCAUGGUGACGGUCUAUGACAGGGAUGGGAAUGCUGGUGAGUCUCUACAAGCUCCAGAUGGUGUCUAUCCGUAUGCUGCCGUGGAUGAACAGGACAGGGUGUAUGUAGCGAGUGUUGAUGAGAAGAAUAGUAGCGUCGUGAUCACGCUUUAUGAUCUUGAUGGUCUGAACCUGAAGGAAAGAGUUGAGUUCAAUGCACUUGAUAUGACAUUGUGUUCGAGUUGGUGUUACUUGGUUUCCCUCUCCCCAGGCAUGCUCGCCUUUGCCUGCUACGAGAAGUUAUAUUUCAUCAAGGUAUCACUGUAAUCCACGUUAUAUCACACCAUGUAGUAUGGGGACUGAUAUGCUUUCACCCUGCAACAAUACAAAUUUACUUUAACACGUGUCGAUAUCCAGUAUUACAUGUAUUACCAUGUGAUAACCUCAUCCAAUGACAAAAUCAGUUAAUGUGAUAUUGAUAGUCUUAAUUACCAUGGUUACUUCUAAUGUACGAGUUAUACAUCUAAAAAAAUGAAUCAAAUUUAUAAACUUAACGUCACACCAGUUUCAUGUGUAUUCUACAUGUAUAUAAUA